UAUUCCAAACUUUAGCUCUCUUGAUUAAGCCUUUCUGGAAGAAUUUGAGGAAUUUCUGUAUACAUUUUAGAAAUUACAGGCCUUGGCCAAAAUGAGUGAAACGCCUUCCACCGGUUUUUCCAUGAUUCAUCCAACUUCUUCUGAAGGUCAAUUUCCUUCCUCUCGCCAUAUAAGCGUCAUUCAUCCUGUUGUGGCCAAAAGGAUCAGCUUCUACAAGAGCGGAGAUCCGCAAUUUGGAGGGGUGAGGGUUGUGGUCAACCCUCGUUCCUUUAAGACUUUUGAUGCUUUGCUGGAUAGCUUGUCAAGAAAGGUGCCUCUACCUUUUGGGGUGAGGAACAUCAGCACCCCUCGCGGAAGGCACAGCAUCACAUCCCUGGAGCAGCUGGAGGACGGUGAAUCCUACCUGUGCUCCCAUAGCAGGAAGGUGCAGCCGGUGGAUCUGGACAAGGCCCGACAGCGCCCAAGGCCCUGGCAGAGCAGCCGAGCCAUCAGUGCGCAUGCGCAUCACUCCCCUGAGGCUGCCACCUCAGGCCUGCUGCACUCUCCGCGGAAGCUUGUGGUUUUCAGGAAUGGCUGCCCGAAAACCCGGCGCAUAGUUCUUCUGAACAGGAAGGUCACCCAGAGCUUUGAUGCCUUUCUGCAGCACCUAAGGGAGGUCAUGCAGUGCUCUGUGACCAAGCUCUACUCCACGGACGGAAGGAAGGUUCCCAGUCUCCAAGCUGUGAUGCUGAGCCCUGGAGCUGUGGUGGCCGCAGGAAAAGAGCCGUUUAAACCAGGGUAUUAUGACAUCCAGAAGUACUUGCUUCCUGGUAGAUUACCAGGGAUCUCUCGCUGUGUGUACCCCAAAGGAUAUACUAGGUCAGAAAGCAGAAAGGGUGGUAACUGGAAAGUUUCUGUAAUCACCAGUAACUUGCCAAAUGCAGGGACUAGCUCACAGGUUUAUAUGACAUUAUAUGGACAGCAUGGAAAUUCAGCUCCCACAUACCUUUAUGGAACAGAUGGAACUCGAUUUCAGAGUGGCAAUGAAGACAUAUUUACUAUCACACUUGGAGACAUUGGAACACUCUUUAAGAUUCGUAUUGGUCAUACCAACUCUGGAAUCUCCCCUUCCUGGCACUGUAAACAGAUACAAUUGUGGAACAUGAAUUCCGGAAAAACGUUUUAUAUACCUGUGCAACGUUGGUUGGCACGAGAUGAAGAAGAUGGGGAAAUCUGUCGAGAACUUCCUGUGUUAAACAAAGGACAACCCAUUCUUCCUGUGACAGUAUAUGAAGUGAAUGUGGCAACAGGUGAGCUUUGGAAUGCUGGGACAGCCGCAAAUGUCUACAUUUCUGUCUAUGGGGAAAAGGGAGAUACAGGAUCCAGACAACUAUUUCGAUCAAAGAACUCCAUCAAUUUUUUAAGAGGACAAACCGACACCUUCUCCUUAGAAGCUGUGCACCUUGGGGAUUUGUACAAGGUUGUCAUAGGACAUGAUGGGCUGGGCCCAGGAAAAGGCUGGUUUCUUGAAGAUGUUGUAAUCAAGGAUCCCACAGCUGACAAGGAAUACGCCUUCUUCUGUCACAGAUGGCUGGAUCAAGGGGAAGAUGAUGGUAAAAUUGCCAGAGAACUAUAUGCCAGGGAUAACAGUAUUAUCUCUGCAAGGCAGAAGCUAGACUGUAAUAGACAAGAAACAUGGGCUGCAGAGAGCUGGAAGUUCAAGAAGGGAAAUACUCUUCAGUUCUACAACAGGCUUACUGGAGGAUUUGUCCGUCUGCACCCAGAUGGCACAGUUGAUGCAGUUGGAGAGAAAGCAGACAAAUAUGGUCUUUUUGAUGUUAUUUUCAACAAAGGAAAUAUAUGCAUAUUCCAAAGUCAUGAAAUAAGUCAUCUUUCUCUUUCUCUUGACAAUAGCUUUGUCACUGGAAUGGCUGGUGGUGGAGCCUCCACUGAGCUACGGGUGCUUUAUCAGCCCAACCGCUGUGCACUUCUUGAGUCAGCAUUGGCUCCUGGGCACACAGUUAGUUUUGACUGUCAUGGAAAAAUAGCUGAUGGAUCAUCAAAAGGCUACCCAGACCUUUCAAAAGAAUUUGUCAUUUUUGUCAAGGGUGUGUUCCUCAACGGUGCUGUGGUUAUGCUUGCUACGAGCCUUUGCCAGGCCCUGUGUCUCCAGCCCGAUGGGAGCUGCACUGGAGUGGGAAGCCAGUCUGAAAAAUCCUACUGGAAAGUGCAUAAAAUCAGUGCUGGGAUUUGCAUGUUUGAAAGUGUGAAAAAUGCACAGAUGUAUCUGAGGAUUAAGGAUGGCCAGUGUGAUGGAACAGGUACAGGAGAUACUGACUGUCAUUUUAAAAUUAAGAAGAACUUGGAAAAUGCAUCUAUAAGCCUGGAAUCUACAAAGAGCCCAGGGUUGUUUGUUGGACUUCAGUCAGAUGGACAGGCAAAACCAGUUAUUUAUACCAAGAAUGGGAAUGUUUUCUUCUAUCCACAAGUCAUCAAAUUUGGCAGAGAAAACCCAAUGGAUAUGUCUGCAACACCUACCCAAAAGGAGGAAAAGAUCCAGGAGUCAAAAAACCAACAAGAAGUACCACCAGAAUCUGAGGCCAGAGCUUCCUUGCUUUCUUCAACUGCAAAAGAAAUCAGACCUUCCCAGGGCAACGAGACUCUUCUGUCAGAAGAUGAAUGGAAGGUGUUAGUGCUGACGGGAGACACAGGGACUCGAGCCAAUGUUACACUCUGGGUGUAUGGAGAUGAAGGAGUCAUGGGACCAAUAAGUCUUAACAAGAACAGCCCAGAGCAGCUCUUCCUUCCAAGACAGGAGGAUGAGUUUCAGGUUAAAAUAAGAGACAUUGGAGAGAUAUAUAAAAUAAGAAUAGGACAUGAUGGAACCAAAAAACAGCCUGAGUGGAGCUUGCAGAAGGUGACUAUGCAGCAUAUGAAGAGCAAGAAGAUCCUAGAUUUUGCAGCAAAUGCAUGGUUAUCUCGAAUCCAAGCUGAGUGGGACGUUGUUUGUGAGCUUCCAGUCACAAAAGGAGGACAAGCUGUUUUUCCAUUAGUGAGAUACCACAUUGAUGUCCAGACUGGGCAGUUGGAACACGCAGACACGGAGUCUGAAGUUUCCCUGUGUCUCUAUGGGGAAAGGGGCGACUCUGGUCUUAGACUGCUGAACAGAUCCAACAUGCCAGUAAAAUUUCAAAGAGGGCAGACUGAUACAUUUCAAGUAGAAGCAGUGUCACUUGGAAAACUGCAGAAGGUGCUGUUGCGCUGUGAGGCCAGUGACAAGUCACAGUACUGGUAUUGUGAAAAGGUCAUCGUCAGAGAACCUGGCACUACAUCUGAGUCCAUUUUUACCUGUGAAAGAUGGCUUCCCUUUAUGUCUCAGGGCAUAAUACAUUCAGAAAUUGAACUUUAUCUUCAAGAAAUGCAAAUGAAUCAUCAACCUAAAAUACAAGACAAAGCAAAUGAAGGAGAUUGGAAGGUUACUGUUGUCACUGGAGAUCUUGAAAAUGCAGGCACCUCAGCAACAGUAUCCCUUUAUGUCUAUGGAGAAGCAAGAUGUUCAGGUCCAAUUAUUUUAGGUUCUGGGAAACACCAGCUGUUUAACCCCAACAGUGCAGAUAUAUUCAAGAUUAAUCUCAAAGGUAUUGGUGAAAUCUCUAAAAUACAUAUUGGACAUGACAACAGUGGAAAUGACCCUAGGUGGUAUCUUGAAGAAAUUAGACUUGAAAACAUAGACACAUGUGAGCUGUUUUGUCUAACUGUUGAUUCCUGGAUAGCUGAGGAUGAAAACAAUGGUGAUAGAUGGAAAGAAAUACCCAUUCUGAGAACUAAUAAAGCAUCUUUGCCAGUGGUGGUUUAUGAGAUCUACAUAUACACUGGCAGGACACCAGGUGCUGAGACAGAAUCCAAUGUAUUUAUCAUCAUCGGCUCCAGAGGAGAUUCAGGGAAUCGAAGGCUCCAUCAAUCCAAAAAUAACAAAGUUAAGUUUCAGCGUGGACAGGUUGAUAUUUUUUCCAUUGAGGCAGUGUCUCUUGGAAAAUUAAAGAAAAUUCUGAUUAGUCAUGAUGGCACAGGUCCGGGUAAUGGGUGGUUCCUUGAGAGUAUUGUUGUUAAAUCUGAAGAGGAAGAUCGUGAUCAAAAGGUGCUGUUUCCAUGCAACAGAUGGCUAGAUGAGUACCAAGACGACGGCAAGACCGAACGGGAACUGCUUGCAGAAAGUAGCCAUAGUUCAUUAGAAGAGACUAGAUCUAUGGCCUUGUGA
Pteronotus mesoamericanus is the source of this 4237-nucleotide messenger RNA. RefSeq names its product RP1 axonemal microtubule associated (gene RP1). Gene Ontology annotation, molecular function: protein binding. The record is from RefSeq and is a predicted model, not a curated record. NCBI's taxonomy places the organism in Eukaryota, Metazoa, Chordata, Mammalia, Chiroptera, Mormoopidae. Gene Ontology annotation, biological process: intracellular signal transduction.